AUGUUGCUUCGAUUGAAUAAGCAAAUCCUCUUUGCGCUGCUGGGUGGUCUUUCUCUUAUACUCCUAGUCCAUGCCCAGGAUGAAGAUCAAUCAGGCUUCAUCAGCAUAGAUUGCGGCCGAACAGAAAAUUCCAGCUACACUGAACAGACAACAGGAAUCAACUACAUUUCUGACACAGGCUUCGUAGACACAGGGGAAAGUAAGCUCGUUCUGCGUUAUGUAAAAGAUUUUUACCAACAGCGAUACUGGGGUGUUAGGAGCUUUCCUGAAGGAAUUAGGAACUGCUACAAGAUCAAUGUUACAACUGGGGACAAAUAUUUGAUCAGAGUAAGCUUCGUGUAUGGGAACUAUGAUGGCAAAGGUAAGUUACCAACAUUCCUCCUUUAUCUGGGAACAAACUUGUGGGAUUCAGUGAAGGUGCGGAACGAAUCCUAUGUCAUAAACAAGGAGCUCAUCCAUGUCGCUCCCCAAAAUUAUAUUCAUGUUUGUCUGGUGAAUAAUGGCUCCGGAGUUCCGUUUAUAUCAGCAAUAGAAUUAAGGCCGUUGACCGUUACAUCUUAUCCAACACAAACUGGGUCCUUGGCACUCAACUGGAGGCUUGACAUUGGACAAACAGGACCUGAUCUAAAAUCUUAUAGGUAUCCGAAGGACAUUCACGAUCGCUUUUGGGAUCCCUAUGAGGAUGUUGACAAUGUGUGGUUUACACUGAAUACUUCAUCCACCGUCGACUUUGACGGCCACAAUCUCUACGAACCAGCAUCGGUUGUCAUGAGCACAGCGGCCACAGCAAAAAAUGCAACUGAUCCCUUGAUGUUACGGUGGGAUCCUCCUGUUGAUGCAAAUGAUACAAAAUAUUACGUUUACAUGCACUUUGCAGAAAUUGAAGUCCAAGCCAACGAGUCUAGAUGGCAGUACAUUACUAACAACGGAAAGCCCUAUAUGGAGUCAUUCGCCGCUAGUUACUUGUACACGACGACUAUUUACAGCACCAAACCUCAAAGAGGAAGUCAGAACUUCUCAAUCAUCAAGGCUGAGAACUCUACCCUUCCACCCAGUAUCAAUGGACUUGAGAUUUACACACUCAAAGAAUUCCUAGAACUAGAAACAAACCAAGACGAUGUUGAAGCAAUCAUAAACAUCAAGUCAGCUUAUGAAAUUACAAAGAAUUGGCAAGGAGAUCCAUGUCUCCCACUAAACUACUCGUGGGAAGGCAUAAAAUGUAACUAUCUCCAAAGUGACUCCCCAAGAAUCAUUUCCUUGGACUUAUCUUCGAGUGGAUUAACAGGAGAGAUUUCUCCUUCAAUAUCAAAUCUCGCAAUGAUAAAAACAUUGGAUUUAUCAAACAACAACUUGACAGGACCAAUUCCAGACUUUUUGUCUCAAUUGCGCGAUUUAAAUAUCCUGAACCUGGAGAAUAACAAGUUCACAGGCUCACUUCCCCUAGGACUCACUGAAAAAAUAAACAAUGACCUUUUAACAAUAAGUUUGUGUGACAACCCAAAUCUAGCCGGAAGUGAACCUUGCAAGACGAAGAAGAACAAAAACAAAAUCAUUAUUCCAAUAAUUGGAGCCAUUGCCGGAAUUUCAGCCCUCAUAUUAGCUGGAGCAGUUUUCUUGUGUUUCUGUAAAAGGAAAAGGAAAAAUGUUGCAAUGAAUCCAAAACCCAACCCUGGAUCAGUGGAACUCGAGCAAAAAAACCGAAAGUUUACAUACUCAGAGAUCCUCAAAAUCACAAACAACCGACAAAGGGUUCUUGGCAAGGGUGGAUUCGGAACUGUUUAUCAUGGCUAUAUUGAUGACAAAACUCAAGUAGCUGUCAAGCUGCUUUCACAAACAUCAAGUCAAGGACUUCAACAAUUUCAUGCAGAGGUUCAUCUUCUUAUGCGAGUUCAUCAUACAAACUUGACUAGCCUCGUUGGAUAUUGUGAUGACGAACUCAACAAAGGGCUUGUGUAUGAGUACAUGGCCAACGGAAACUUACAAGCAUAUCUCUCAGAUAAAACUUCAGAUGUCUUGACUUGGGAAGGAAGACUUCAAAUAGCAACAGAAGCUGCACAAGGAUUGGAGUAUCUACACUACGGUUGUAAACCACCUAUGAUUCAUAGAGAUGUGAAAUCAACAAACAUCUUACUCAGUGAAAAGUUCCAAGCCAAACUCUCUGAUUUUGGCCUAUCAAGAAACUUCGCUCCAGGCGAUCGCGAUGGGACUCAUAUAGUUACUGGUGUUGCUGGUACUCCUGGCUACCUUGCCCCUGAGUACCAUCAAUCAAACAGGCUGAAUGAGAAGAGUGAUGUUUAUAGCUUUGGGAUUGUGCUGCUUGAGAUUAUCACUGGGCGACCUGUUUACACAAGAACAAAUGGUGAGAGAACUCACAUUACUAGAUGGGUUGAACUCAUGCUUCCUCGAGGAGACAUUUACAGCAUCAUCGAUCCAAUGUUGGAGAGAAACUUCAAUGUCAACUCGGCCUGGAAAGCUGUUGAAACAGCAAUGGCAUGUGUAUCUGCAGAGCCCAGUAAGAGGCCAGUCAUGAGCACCGUUGUGAUGGAACUAAAAGAGUGUUUGGCAUCACAGCUUGAUCUGACAAACUUCAACAGCGAGGAAACUGCACUAGGAAGUAGUUCCAUAUAUGUGUCUCAAAAUAACUCCAUCAUGAUGAUGCGUCCUUCAGUCAGGUAG
This is a messenger RNA of Fragaria vesca subsp. vesca, 2676 nucleotides long. Its product is annotated as putative leucine-rich repeat receptor-like protein kinase At2g19210-like. NCBI's taxonomy places the organism in Eukaryota, Viridiplantae, Streptophyta, Magnoliopsida, Rosales, Rosaceae. The record is from RefSeq and is a predicted model, not a curated record. The transcript is spliced from 13 exons. Gene Ontology annotation, molecular function: protein kinase activity; protein binding; ATP binding. Gene Ontology annotation, biological process: protein phosphorylation. Bases 1 to 2676 code for a protein of 891 amino acids.